This is a messenger RNA of Blepharisma stoltei, 1533 nucleotides long. The record is from the annotation of a GenBank genome assembly. NCBI's taxonomy places the organism in Eukaryota, Ciliophora, Heterotrichea, Heterotrichida, Blepharismidae.
AUGCAAAAGAUACCAACAGACAUAAAAAAUCCUCGCCAUUCUAGAAAACAGACAUUAGAUGCAAACUCAAUCCCAAAAGAAAACAAAAUUGUGUCUACUAAUCAACAGAAGUUAAAAAACCCUGCAAACCCUAAAUAUUUAAGAGAAAGACAUCCAAGCGUUAAUUUUUCAACCAAGAAUCAGCCGAAUUCCCCAAUCGAUUUUGAAUGCAACGAAAUUUUAGAAGUAAUUUCUUAUCCUUACAAAUCCAACUCCAGCGGUGAACACAUUUUUGACUGUGACCAACUCUUGACCCCGAAAGGUUCUUCUUCAUUUAUUCAAGAAGUCCAUGGUGUUCAACCUCCCCCUCCAGAAUACGAGCCUUUGCAAAUUGAAGAAAUUUCUGAGCCAUCACUCUGGAAGCCAGAAAACAAAGAGUACGUUAAUUCUAUGCUAGAAAAAGAAUAUGAGUAUAUGCCAAAUCCAUUCGCUUUGCAGUCUGUUCAAACCAACAUAACAGCCACAAUGCGCGUUAUUUUGUAUGACUGAAUGAUGGAGGUAAGCUCGGAAUUUACAUUAAAAAGAGAAACAUUUCACUUGGCAAUCACAUAUGUAGAUCGAUUUCUUUCAGCUCAUAAAGGAAUCAAAAAAGAAGAGUUUCAAUUAAUUGGCUUAACUGCUAUGUAUAUUGCUGCCAAGAUUGAAGAAGUUUAUCCUCCAAAAAUCUCUGAUUGGGCGAAAUCAGCAGAUAAUGGGUAUUCCUUGGCUUCGAUCAAGAUGAUGGAAAAAAUCAUGCUGAGCAGGCUCGAAUGGAAAGUUUUUCCAUCCACAAUUUAUAAUUGGAUAAAUUGACUGAUGAGCCAAUGGGAUAGAUUUGUUGAGUAUCAUUUUGGCUGCGUAAAUUACAACAAAUUAAAAGACUUCGAUCAUUUGGCACAAGAAGAAAAGAAAAGAGAGCAAAAAAAGUUUGAGAAAAGGAUGAUUGUCUUUAAGAAUUCUAAUCAACAGGCUUAUAAAAGGUUUAGAGAAUCCUUGCAGAUUUUAGAUAUAGGGGUCUUAUGUCCAGGAAUCACUAAAAUUACUCCUAGGACUGGAGCUGCUGGGCUGCUAUAUUUAAUGAUCAGCAAGUAUUUUUAUGAGACAAAUUAUACGUUGCUAUAUUAUACAGGCCCAGAUUACCAAGAGUCUGCACCAUGCAUGGCACUAAAUGAAUGCAAUAAUAUAUCAAUGUGCUUUGGAGAUGAAGGAAUUGGCCCUAUUGGCUUAGAAGACCAUAGAGAAGCGCAGAAUUUUGAAAAUGCAAGUGUGGUCCAAGAAUUGUACUCUGGGUUUAUUUCUUCAGCUUGUGAUAUAAAGAAUAUUGAAGAUAUUUAUGAAGCUGUUGCAUUUUUCCAUCCUUACCUAGAAUUCGAGGUAGUUUAUGAGCUGCCAUUGGUUUGCAAAGUACAAAGUAAAGCGAAGCUGGAAAGUCACUAUGAGGAAUUUUUGGCUUAUCAAACUCACAACGUUAAUAACGUUGAGUUUGUAACUCAAAAACUAAGAGAGCAGAAAUAA